This is a messenger RNA of Raphanus sativus (radish), 1015 nucleotides long. RefSeq names its product transcription factor TCP19. NCBI's taxonomy places the organism in Eukaryota, Viridiplantae, Streptophyta, Magnoliopsida, Brassicales, Brassicaceae. The record is from RefSeq and is a predicted model, not a curated record. Bases 42 to 908 code for a protein of 288 amino acids. The transcript is spliced from 2 exons. Gene Ontology annotation, molecular function: sequence-specific DNA binding; DNA-binding transcription factor activity. Gene Ontology annotation, cellular component: nucleus.
UUCGUGAAAGAGGAUAAGAUUUUCUAGGGUUUUUUUUGGGAAUGGAAUCGAAUCUUAAAGACAAAGAGGCCAUGGCCCGUCUAUCCGACCCGGAUCCGGAAACCAACCCGGGUAUGCUCUUGAAAGAAGAAGGCGACGACCUAAAUAAGCAACACGAAGUUGGGUUUUUGCAGCCGGUGACUAGUUCAAUCACGGCUCCGAAGAGACCGUCAAAGGACCGUCACACGAAAGUAGAGGGACGUGGUCGGAGGAUCCGAAUGCCCGCCGGUUGCGCUGCUCGGAUCUUUCAGUUGACCCGUGAGCUGGGCCACAAAUCCGAAGGAGAAACCAUUCGGUGGUUACUAGAACGGUCUGAACCGGCGAUAAUCGAAGCAACCGGAACCGGAACCAUACCGGCGAUUGCUGUAUCGGUCAACGGUACUCUAAAGAUCCCGACCGAACCUGCGCCGCAGUUUGAGAGUGACAGUGGGUCCGGGAAACGUAGGAGGAGAAACUGCACGAGUGAGUUCGUGGACGUUAAACGACGAGACAGCUCCGUUACUUCUGGUCUUGCUCCGAUAACGGCGCCGAGUUACGGCGUUAACCUAAUGAACAUUGUUAAUACGCAGAAUUUCGUGCCGUUUUGGCAAACUGGGUUCGUUACUGGUGGGCCGAAUCAAAUGGGUCAUAUGUGGGCCAUACCCACCGUUGCUGCUCCAUCGUUUCUGAACGGUGGUACUAGACCAGUCCCGAGUUAUGUCUCAAACGCUUCGGAUGCUAAGCCACAGAUGGGAACAAGCGGUGGUGGCGGUGACGGCCCAACUCAAACGCUGAGGGACUUUUCGUUCGAGACUUAUGAUAAAAAGGAGCUUCAGUUUCUGGGUGGCUCAGGGGACAACACAUCUCCGUCUUCAUGUCACGAGACUUAAGAAAGUUAUAGUUGGGUGUUUGUCUUGUUCUUAGGGCAGUUUGAUUCUUCCUGGUUGACCAAAAAGGCGUGUAAUGGAGUUGAUAUAACAACUAUUUUAAUUAGGUA